This is a messenger RNA of Cylicocyclus nassatus, 846 nucleotides long. The record is from the annotation of a GenBank genome assembly. Lineage: Eukaryota; Metazoa; Nematoda; Chromadorea; Rhabditida; Strongylidae.
AUGAUUCGGCAAGUGCCUGCACAUGCGCAAGCGGUUGUUUCUCCUCUUUCCGUCAUCUUAGCUCUGGCCAUGGUCCAGUCAGGGGCCAAAGGGCGAACCAAAGCACAAAUCAACGGCGUCAUCUCUCAAGGUGAUGUGGCUGAAAGAGCAAACAGUACUGAUAUAGAAAGAUUUUACUCGAGGCUUUCACAAGAAGUUUUGAACGUUACCAACGGUGUCCAAACAAGGAUUGCAAAUAUCUUUUACAUCGAUAAGCGCUACAUUAUUGAAAAGCAGUAUGAAGCCAAAAUCAAGAAAAAAUAUUCUGCUGCAUUGAAAGCACUUGAUUUCCAACAAUCAGCAGCGACCGCUAAGAUAGAGUUCAUGCACGAGCACAAUGUAUAUCGUAUGUAUGCGGAAAACGAUGUUAUGCAAGUUUUGACGCUUCCUUAUAAAGAUCCCACUUAUGCAUUGAGUAUAUUGCUUCCAAAGAAACGGUUUGCUCUCGAUGCAAUUAGAAAUAAGACCAGCGGAGCAGAACUACGAAGACUGUUAAACCAAGCUAAAAUUAAACUAAUGAAGAUUUCAUUACCAAAAAUGGAAAUCGAAACGAAAUUCGAGCUGAAAAAAGCACUCAUAUCGAUGGGUGUCACUGAGAUGUUUACUGACAAUGCUGAUUUGAGCGGUAUCACGAAAGUUCCACUCAAAGUAUCCGAUGUUGCACACAAAGCAUUGAUAGAGGUUUGUGAGAAAUACAAAACGACAUUUGCUUUCCAUGUGAUUAAAGUUGAUAACGUUUAUAUGAUUGGAGCGCCUUUAACAGCAACUGUGCUUGUAAUGAAUAGACGAAUACUACCAGAAAAAUAA